Molecule: messenger RNA, 2319 nt
Organism: Quercus lobata
Lineage: Eukaryota; Viridiplantae; Streptophyta; Magnoliopsida; Fagales; Fagaceae
Product: F-box/kelch-repeat protein SKIP11-like
Exons: 1
Coding region: 366-1751 (461 amino acids)
Cellular component (GO): nucleus
Molecular function (GO): protein binding
Source: RefSeq, a predicted model, not a curated record
AAUAUAUAUAUAUAUAUAUAAUUAGAAUAAUUAUUUUAAUCAUUAACACCAAAUCAUACACCAUACCGAUCUAAUUUUCGUUUUCUUUUUUAUCACCAGAUCGUUUUCAGAGAAACUCUCUCUCAGAAAACUUCUUUCUCCUCUAAUCAGCGUGCAAACCAAUAGAACUUUUUCUCUUUGGUUGUCAGAUCUAAUAUAAUUCAUUCUUCGAAAUCUUGUUACAGCUUCUCAAAAAAAUGAAAUAAAAAUUUACAUAUAUAUAUUUUUGUUGUUGUUGUUGUUGUUGUUGCCGGUGAAUUUGAAAGAAUUCGAAAGGCGCAAUUGAAAGAAAGAGAAAGAGAAAGAAAAAAAGAAAAAGAAAGAUAAUGUUGGAAGGUCGGUGUAUAUUCUCACGGGCGUAUUCGAGUGGCUGUGAGUCUGAAACUAACUGGCCUUUCAUGAUUUACCAUAAGCUCGAAAUCACUGCCGGAGGAGUAAAGCGUUCAUUGGAAAUGGACGGUGGUAGUGGUGGUGGCGGCGGUGAUGGUGAUGGUAACGACCACGUUCGUCACCGGAAGAAGAAGGCUACUUCUAAGCCGUUGGAUUAUCCCGAGGAGCCAAUUUCAACAGUUCUCGCUUCGGUUUCUCUCAAUCCGAAUCCGAACGAGCGUAGUAGUAACAAUUCAUCUUCUUCGUCGUCGUCGUCUUCGAAUGCGAGUUCGGAUUCGCUAAUCAAUUCACUUGGUCGAGAGAUUUCGAUCAGCUGCCUAAUUCGAUGUUCCCGGUCGGAGUACGGUUCGAUUGCUUCGUUGAACCGGGGAUUCCGGUCCUUGGUUCGGAGCGGCGACCUCUACAAGCUGCGGCGGUUGAACGGUGUGAUUGAGCAUUGGAUUUACUUCUCUUGUGACUUGCUCGAAUGGUUAGCGUUUGAUCCAAUUCAGAGGAGGUGGAUGCAUUUGCCGAUAAUGACCUCCCAUGAAUGCUUCAAGUGGUCUGAUAAGGAGUCAUUGGCUGUUGGGACCGAGCUUCUCGUGUUCGGCAAAGAGGUCACCUCUCAUGUAAUCUACGCGUACAGUAUCUUGACCAAUUCAUGGACCUCCGGAAUGAGAAUGAAUGCUCCGAGGUGUUUGUUCGGGUCAGCCAGUCUGGGCGAGAAAGCGAUUUUAGCAGGUGGGUGUGACUCGCAAGGGAACAUAUUGGAUUCGGCGGAGCUGUACAAUUCGGAGACGAAGUCUUGGGAGACUCUGCCGCGGAUGAAGAAGCCGAGGAAGAUGUGUUCCGGUGUGUUCAUGGACGAGAAGUUUUACGUGAUUGGGGGAAUUGGAGGACCCGAUUCGAAGGUUCUUUCGUGUGGGGAAGAGUACGAUUUGGUGACGAACAAAUGGACGGAGAUUCCUAAUAUGUCGCCGGCGGGGGAGAAUGAAGGGCAAGCCACAGCAGCAGCGGCGGCGCCGCCUUUGGUUGCGGUGGUGAACAAUGAGCUGUACGCAGCCGAUUAUGCUGAAAGUGAAGUGAGGAAGUAUGAUAAGGGGAGGAGAGUUUGGGUUACAGUUGGGAGAUUGCCUGAGAGGGCGGGUUCGAUGAAUGGUUGGGGGCUUGCAUUUAGAGCUUGUGGUGACCAACUUAUAGUAAUCGGAGGACCUCGGGCAUUGGCUGAAGGUUUCAUUGAACUCAACUCGUGGAAACCAAGUGAUGGCCCUCCACAGUGGAACUUGCUGGCAAGAAAGCAGUCGGUUAAUUUUGUCUAUAAUUGUGCUGUGAUGGGUUGCUGAAGGAGGAACAAAGAGUCGGGAUUUUUUGGCUCACAAAUGCAAAAUGUACAAGAUUGGUUUGUCCUUCCAUACUGGAGUCAUUGCUAAUUGGUAAAAUUUCACCCCCCACACUUCUAUAUGUUUUUUAAGAUCAUUUCCCAUUUGGGGUUGGGGAAGAAUUUCAGAUUUUGCUCAAGAUUCAAUAGAAUGUUUUCUUUAUAAACUUUUGUUUAUGCUUUUUUUUUUUUCUUUUCUUCCAUUGAAUUUAUAUCUUCCCCCCAUUUUUAGUGACAUGAGAAAUCUCAAAAAGUUGCUGUCUUGUAGCACAGGAUUUUAGAUUCAAUAAUUUGAAAUACCAACACAUUGGUAGGUUGUCAUCAGUGUUUGCUGAAUCCUUUUUUUCUUUUGUUAUUAUAAAGAAAACAGAAUUUAGUUACAUGGGUUUUCAUGAUCCUUAAUCUUCUUGCUAUUGUCUUCAAGGAAGAAAAUAAGGUCUGAGAGGGUUGUUAUUCUGGACAUUAGCAUAUGUACUGAUCAAAAUUAUUGUUGCAAUCAAUGAGCUGUAUAUUUUCAGCUUUCUUCUUUUCAA